Messenger RNA from Oreochromis niloticus (Nile tilapia), 3476 nucleotides. It is a transcript of the gene eif5a2, whose product is annotated as eukaryotic translation initiation factor 5A2. NCBI's taxonomy places the organism in Eukaryota, Metazoa, Chordata, Actinopteri, Cichliformes, Cichlidae. Bases 44 to 505 code for a protein of 153 amino acids. The record is from RefSeq and is a predicted model, not a curated record. Gene Ontology annotation, biological process: positive regulation of translational termination; positive regulation of translational elongation. The transcript has 5 exons. Gene Ontology annotation, molecular function: translation elongation factor activity; RNA binding; ribosome binding.
UCUAACCUUAGCAGUCUAGCCAGUUACAACCCGUGGACCCACAAUGGCGGAUGAUGAUUUCUCCACUGCUGAUGCUGGGGCCUCUACAACAUACCCAAUGCAGUGCUCUGCACUGAGGAAGAAUGGCUAUGUCAUGCUGAAAGGACGUCCCUGUAAGAUAGUUGACAUGUCUACCUCCAAGACUGGCAAGCAUGGACAUGCAAAGGUUCACCUUACUGGACUUGACAUCUUUACUCAGAAAAAGUAUGAAGACAUCUGCCCGUCUACCCACAACAUGGAUGUUCCAAAUAUAACAAGGAAAGACUAUCAGGUACUUGAUGUGGCUGAUGGUUUCUUGGCUCUGAUGGAUGACAAUGGAGAAACCAGAGAGGACCUUAAAUUACCAGACAGUGACCUGGGAAAAGAGAUUGAGAAGAGGUUCACCAAUGGGGACCAGUUUAUGGUCUCUGUGUUAAAAGCUAUAGAUGAAGAGCAUGUAGUGGGGACUAAGACCAUGACUUCCUAAUAAGUCAAGGACAACGCUGGAGACCUCACAAUCCUAUCCUCCAUUAUGGUUUUGGAGCCUCACCAAAGCUACUGGCCUUGGCCCACACACCUCCACCAGUUUUGCUGCUGUCAGCUAAAAUCCAGAAACUGGAUGUGGUCAGCUUCUUCUCUAUCUAAAGCUCAGACCUGCCUGGCAUUCUCUCUUAACAGUCAUCGUCCCCUUGCCAUCACAGCAUAACUUUGCAGUGGGUGCUGAUAUUAUUCCAGUAUUUCCUACAAAUAUUUCAGAACUGCAUAACAUUCCUGUCUGAGUACUCGUAAUGUGUAUUUGCUUUUAAAUUAACAUUUAAUUUUAAAAUGUUUUCAGAUACCUGUAAACAUACCUUUAUGUUUACAGGUUAGAUGCUGUACCCGAUUUAUUCUCUUUAAUGUUUCUCAUAAAAUAAUUCGAACUUGGCUGGCUGAUAUUUGCUCCAGCUAUAAUCCUUGCACAGUUAAGAGACCCUAAAGCAUUAACAUUGUUAGUAGCUUGACUAUACCUGCCUGCCUUUACAAGUGAUACACAGGCAUCUGCAUGCGCAUUCAUGACUAGUAUACUCAUGCCUUAGCAGCUAUGAAUUCAUGUAAAUGAGAAUUGUACUUACUCAUGGCAGGAUUUUUACAGCUCAUAGCCAGGUCUCAAGAUGGGCCUUUUUUUUUUUUCUCUUUUUUUCUUUUCUUUUUUUUUUUUCCCUUCUUGCAGUCUCAGCUGUUAUGAAGCUGAACAGGCCAUAAUGGGGUGGUUGGGUGGGGCCAUAUUCUCCUCUAUGCUAUAUAACUUUCCUUUCACUUGAGGCCUUUACAAGCUAACAGAUGUAUAGAAACUGAUUUUAAAAGAACAAAACACUUAAAAACGUGCUAUUUAGUCUCUCUUUUUAUUUUAAUUGCAACAGUUUAGUCUGUAUUGAAAAGUACAUUUUGCAUUCUCAGAAUGCUACUGAUAUCAUUUUUCCUUUUUUGGGCAGAAAUUGUCAAAAUAUUGUAUGAUGUAGCAACAUCUGUGGAAGUUAUACUUUGAGUUAUCCAAUUCUUGUUGUGACAUUCAUGACGAGCAGAAAUUAGAAAAGUGGGAAAAUGGUAGUUACAGAGUAGUUGAAUAGGUAGGCCUAUUGUCUAGUCUAAAACUGCUCACAAGGAGUUUUAUUACAUAAUGCUUAGGUUCAUUACUUAUCCAUUCACAAACUGUUCCUAGGAGACAUCAGGUAAUGGCAGGAAAUCAGAAUGUGUUUACAUGCACUGCUUCAAUGUUGCUGGAGAACCUGCAUUUAAAUGCUGGUAUUGUUGGUUUUCUCCCCUACCUCCUAAUGGAAAAUUAAAACUGAAUGCAGUGUUUUGAGAGUAUUAGCAUUGCUAAUUAAAUUUAAAGCAUUGCAGUCAGCUUUGUUUUUUUUUCUUUCUGUUUUUGUUUUUUGAGCUGAGCGUUUGGACACUGUUUCAAGAGUGUACAAAAACCCUCCUGUUUAGCUGUGUAAAUGACUUAAUCGGACUGGUUAGAGGGUAGGUUUUAGUCUACCUUUCGGUUUUUGGUUACAAGUGUCCUAGCUAUUAAGUUUUAGUCAUGAAUCUUUGUUUUUGUACAAACCCUGUUCAAACCUCAGUUAAGCAAAUGCAUUUAAAACUGUAGCUUUCUGUAGUCUAAAUCCCCCAGUCCCUUACACCAGGUAUAGAAAAUGUUUACAUGAUGUUAGAUCAUUGUUAAAAAUUUACAACAACCAGACUUCUUAAAUUUAUGUGAACAGAGUUUGUAAUCAACAUUGGAAGGUAUUCUUUUUCCUUUGCACAACAUCAGCUGCUCUGUAAUGUUGUUAUUUUAUUAUUGUUUUGUGUUUUUGUUGCUUCAAUUUUCUUUUACAUCUGUCAAGUUCAGUAUUCUUUUACAUCUGUCAGGACACUAAAGCAGCAAAGUGUGUUUUGUAAUAAUUUCAGCAUCGAUUUAGUUUCUAUUCAUACUGCACGUAUUCAGUGUGCAACCUGGUGUUCUAAAACCUUUGUUCCCUUACAGCUAAACUGGAAUGGACAACAUAAAAUUUCUCCAACAGGACACUCUGCAGUUUGCACGAUGUUCAAAGUUGGCAUAAAGAAGCAGGCUGGCAAGCAGGGAAAUGAUAUCCAGGAGUUAGUCAGUGAAACCAGGGACUUUCCACUUAGUUACAUAUUAAGAUUUGUUGUUAUUCAGUGGAUGGUUGUAGGUGCAAGUACUACUUGGUUGUGUUUACAAAAAAGAGAUGUUUUGCUUUACAACUGGUUUUGAUUGGUGGUCUGAAAAUGAGCAAUAGCAAUGCAAGUAAAAACAUUGAAAAGAUGUUAUUUUCAAAGGCUUUUGAGAAAGGUCACAAAUGUAAUCCCGAAGAAAGCGUUUCCUGCUAAAUGCGACUGCGAAUGAAUUUUACUGGUGUGGGAACAUAAUUUUAGGAGACAAAACCAUAUUGUGUGAUGCCAGAUGCCCUUCCUGACACAACCCCAAAGGGAUUUGUCUCUCCUCGCGGAGCUUUGGCAUUAUAACAGUGGCUUCCAACUACUUUGGUGUGUGUGGGUGUGGGUGUGUGGGUGUGUGUGUGUGUGUGUGAUCUGAAACACAGUAACAGCAGUACCCUGGAAUGCAAAAAGCAAAGGCUUCUGCCUUAAGACCUUACUAAAUGGACUAAUGGUACAUCUCAUAGUGAGAGGUAACUUCUUCAUGGAGGUGGAAGAACUAGCAAAUCAAAGCUCAAAAAGCAGGAGAAGCCUGUGUAAUUAAACUAUUAGGCAGACUGUGACAAACAAGGGCACAUGCUCGACAGCUUGAAGCCCCUGCUUGCCUUCUCAAGCACACAAAUCUUCUCACAGCUAAAGCCUGCAGAACCUUAACCUGAUUUUUACUCUACUUUAAAAGCAAUAAACUGAAAAAAAUGUGGUGAAAAUGUAACCUGUCCAUUACAAACUACAGUAAACAUUCGUUUGCAGAAAUAAAA